AUGGCUGAAAGGGAUCUAGAAAGAGAAGAGAAGAGAAUUGAUCAAUUGAUUAAAGAGAAACAGAAAGAGCAACCUCAGCUACAACAACUGGAAGUGGAAGAGCCAAUCAGAAAACGUAAGAGAAGAUGGGAUGUCACUCCAGAAGAAUAUUCUAAACAGCAAGAAGCACAGCAGCAGAAACAAUUAAUAACAAAAGAAGCUUCGCAAUUACUUGAGAGAUUGAAAGAAGCUUCCGUGCCAAUCAUUCAUGGAAUUCCUUUAACUGAUGAAAUACUAGAUAAGAUUCUACCCGAAGGAUAUAUUAAAGUAUCUCCACCUCCUGGGUUCAAACAAUUAGAUAAAGAUGCAAUCCCAGAUAUAUAUUCUGCUACUGUUGUUACAGGAUCUGGCCCUGGGUCUCAAUACUACGUACCACCUUCUAACGAACAAGCAGCAAUCUUACCUUCAACCACGGACUUGGUCAUUCCAGGAGUACAAGGACUCGAAUUCUUCAAAGAAGAAGACAUGAAAUACUUUGGUAAAUUAGUCACAACUGAUCCCCAAAGUUUAGAUGCUAAUACAUUUUUCCUUAAUUUACGGUACUUUAACUAUAACUUUCAAUUUUUACCAAGUUCUAUUGUUCGUAAACGAGCCAUGAGACAAUUAAGCGAUUCUGCCAAUAAAUUCGGUCCUAAAAUAUUGUUAAAUCAAAUAUUACCAAUCUUGUUGGAACCUAAUUUAGAUUCAACUGAAUUGCAUACUCUCGUGAAAUUGAUAAAUCGAAUCUUAUACCAAUUUGAUGAAUUGAUUAGACCAUAUACUCAACAGUUACUACAAGUGAUUUCUCCCUUUUUGAUAGAUGAAGAUCCAAUAAUUAGAUUAGAAACAAGAGAAAUUGUGUCGAAUUUGACAAAAGCUGCUGGGAAUCGUUUAUAA
Molecule: messenger RNA, 915 nt
Organism: Hemisphaericaspora subhashii
Lineage: Eukaryota; Fungi; Ascomycota; Pichiomycetes; Serinales; Debaryomycetaceae
Exons: 1
Coding region: 1-915 (304 amino acids)
Biological process (GO): spliceosomal complex assembly
Cellular component (GO): U2-type prespliceosome; catalytic step 2 spliceosome; U2 snRNP
Molecular function (GO): mRNA binding
Source: RefSeq, a predicted model, not a curated record